AUUUGCUCAUCACCACCGCCGGCGAGCUCUCUCCUUCCUCUCGACCUUCGUAGUUCCUACACACGGACAGACAGGGCUCAGAUAGUUAGUUAAAGAAAAUGGCGCCUCAGAGCCUGGAUCUUGGCCUGAACCUUGGCCUUGGCCUCGUGUCUCAGUCCUCCCAGUCGAGCUUCUGGUACUCCGGCGGCAAUGUGGCGGCGGACCAAGAAGUGGGUCCGACUCCGACUGCCGUGGCGGUGGAGGAGAGGAGGUGCUCGCCCGGCAGCCCAGCGUCGAGCGGCAGCGGCAGCGGCAGCGGGUUGAAGCGCGGCGCCGAGAGGUCCGCCGGCAGCGGCGACGAGGACCAGGACGACGACGGCGGCAACGCGCGCAAGAAGCUCCGCCUGUCCAAGGACCAGGCCGCCGUCCUCGAGGAGUGCUUCAAGACGCACCACACCCUCACUCCGAAGCAGAAGACUGCGCUGGCUAACCGGCUGGGGCUGCGGCCGCGCCAGGUGGAGGUGUGGUUCCAGAACCGCCGCGCCCGGACCAAGCUGAAGCAGACGGAGGUGGACUGCGAGUACAUGAAGCGCUGGUGCGAGCAGCUCGCCGAGCAGAACCGCCGCCUCGAGAAGGAGGUGGCCGAGCUCCGGGCGCUCAAGGCCGCACCGCCGGCGCACAACGGCGCCUCGACGGGGCCGCUCACCACCCUCACCAUGUGCCUGUCCUGCAAGCGCGUCGCGUCCACGUCCUCCUCCUCGACCUGCAACGUGCCCAGCUUUUCCGCCAAUGCCGGCAUCGGCAUGCCAAUGCCAUCGCCGGUGGCGCUGCCCGAACAACGGCAGUUCUUCUGUGGCUUCCGAGACACCGGAGCAGCAGCGUACGGCGGCUCUGCCGGGCUCGCCAAGGUGGUCAAGGCGGCCAGAUAGAACAAGAUAUCUCUGUGACGGCGCCAUGAUCAGCAUGCCAAGCAAGCUAACAAAAAAAAUGGCGGCAUUGUCACGACUCACAAAUUUAAGCAAGUGUAGCAGAAAGCUUAAUCCUUUUUCUUCUCUGCCUCUGAGGGAAAUGCAAGUUAAGUAGUUUUAACAAUCUAGGAUCGACCGGUCGAUGAGUUCCUGUGGGGAUGAAUGUAUGCAUGUGAAAAGUUGAUGAAAUAACAUGAGAAACUAAUUCAUACUA
Molecule: messenger RNA, 1161 nt
Organism: Aegilops tauschii subsp. strangulata
Lineage: Eukaryota; Viridiplantae; Streptophyta; Magnoliopsida; Poales; Poaceae
Product: homeobox-leucine zipper protein HOX28
Biological process (GO): regulation of DNA-templated transcription
Molecular function (GO): DNA-binding transcription factor activity, RNA polymerase II-specific; sequence-specific DNA binding
Source: RefSeq, a predicted model, not a curated record